Messenger RNA from Capsicum annuum, 1947 nucleotides. RefSeq lists its product as uncharacterized. The record is from RefSeq and is a predicted model, not a curated record. The transcript has 7 exons. NCBI's taxonomy places the organism in Eukaryota, Viridiplantae, Streptophyta, Magnoliopsida, Solanales, Solanaceae. The coding region runs from base 1 to 1947 and encodes 648 amino acids.
AUGCGAGACAAAAUAUUCCUUGUCAGAAAACUUCCAAGAUUUGCACCGUACAUGUGCUCGUACAGUGACAAUGAUAUUUAUGGAAGAAUACGCGCAAUUUUAAACAAGGAACAGUUUAAAAACUUUUGUAAGAAUAACAUUUUUGGUUAUUUUAUGAAGAAGAAGAACAAGCAGUGUGUAGUGCAAGCACAGUUGUGUAGAUGUGUUAUGACGCUUGAGGUGAAGGGUAAUUCUUCUUCUGGGAUUAUGAUAUCUGCUAAUGACACCUUUCUUAGUUUUACUCCCAUGGAAUUUGCUAUCAUAAUCGGAUUGAGUUGUGUGUCUAAUAGAAACUGUACAGAAAAGGCAACUAUUUUUAGCAUUCACGGAGAAAGUAUGGGGGAGAAUAAUGAUGAGGAUGCUGAGAAAUUUGCAAUUCUGUAUUUCCUACAUUCAUUUGUGUUGUCUAACAUUGGCACUGUUGUUAUACCCCGUCUUUAUUUUGAUUUGGUAGAUAGUGGUAGAAAUAAGGAUUUUCCAUGGGGUUCUUUAUCUUUUGAAGAUCUGGCUAGAAGUUUGAACAACCGGCUGAAAGUUGGAGGCAAAUUUUAUUUGAUUCAGGGAAUGCCAUUGUCUAUUCAAGUGUGGCUAUAUGAGUGUUGCUCAAACGUCCCACCAAAGAUUGCAUUGAAGGUUGAGAAUCGGAUUUCCCGAUUAUUAAAUUGGAAGACAAUUGCACCUCGUCCACGUUAUGAGGUUUUGAUGAAUGCUAUGUUCAAGGACAAUGACAAGGUUGUAUUUAAGAACAUAGAGCCAACUGAAAUGGAAAUGGCAAAGCUUGAAAUACCAAAGAAGGAUGUAACUAAAGAUGAACAUUCAGUUAAUUCUGACGAUGACUUCCAGUAUCCACCACCAAAGAAGAUCAACGAAUGUUCAAAGAAGAAACAGAAGGUGGAUUCAUCAACCCCAGUAGCGACGAAACCUGCAGGGAAAAAGCAAUUGAAUAUUGAUGACGCACAUACCCAAACGAGGACUCUACCUCAUCGUGCUGCCAAGGCUGCUGUAAUGAAAACACCAGUAUUCAAGCCAAUUCCAACACGACAAGCUUCUUCUUCAAAAACAAAGGAACGGAAGAAAACAACUAGGUUUAUUUUUCCUCAGGUACAGUCAAAGGCAGAUAGUCAUGUAGAGGAAGUAGCCGCGUCAAAGCAUGAGAGUCAUGUUGAGAAAGAAAAAUUUAUUUCUAAGAAAGUUUUUGAUGCAUUUCGCGAAGAGGGGUGCACUGAUUUGCAUCCAAAUAAAACAAACAUUCAAAUUGAUUCUCAACAUUUAAUCCCUGAUGAGCUUCUCCAAAGUAUAAAUUUGGAUUAUAAUCUUUCUGAGAAGAUUGUUCAUCACGAUGAUCGAUUUACAAUUCCAGAUGAGUUGUUACCAAGUCUUAAUGCAUACCAAAGAGAAAGCACCACGAGACAUCCAUUGGCAACUUUGGAAGAAGAACAAAUCGAUGAAUAUUUUAAUGAUAAGAAGUCUAAAUCUGUUGUUCAAGAGCAUUGUCAGAAAAACAAAGAGAACAUUGGUUCGAGCUCUAAAGCAGACAUGCACGGAGAGGUUGAUGUUGGUACGGAGGAGCAGAUUAUGACAACUCCUAAAACACAAGACUUAACCAUUGAUGAAAAAAGGGAUGAAACAGUUUUUCCUGAUUCACAAGACAUAAUCCCUGAUGACUUGCUUCCUACUUUGAUAAAGUAUCACCUGAGCAACAAUGAAGAACACAUCGAGAAAAUCGACCGAGAAUGUCGAGAAUGCACCGGCGGGAGGUGGGUACCCAAUGCAGGUACCCUACCACCAUCUCCAAUAGCAACUGCAGGACGAACAAUAAUCGUCGGUGAAUACUGCGGCAGCGGCGACGGAGUAACCAAUACAAGUACCCUAUUAAGUGACAGCACCAGCAACAGCAGUCAGCGAUGA